This is a messenger RNA of Galeopterus variegatus (Sunda flying lemur), 1762 nucleotides long. Its product is annotated as inter-alpha-trypsin inhibitor heavy chain H2. The record is from RefSeq and is a predicted model, not a curated record. NCBI's taxonomy places the organism in Eukaryota, Metazoa, Chordata, Mammalia, Dermoptera, Cynocephalidae. The annotation marks the transcript as partial. The transcript is spliced from 12 exons.
CCAACUGGCUGCCUUCUGUCAUUUUCUAGGACUGUAGAUGGCACUACAUUUACUAGUUCCAUCAAGGAGAAAACUGUGGCCCGAGCUCUCUAUGCACAGGCAAGAGCCAAAGACAAGCUGGCUGGAUUGGUGAGGAGCAGUGCUCUUGAUAUGGAGAACUUCCAAACCGAAGUGAACAUCCUCCCUGGGGCAAAGGUGCAGUUCGAGCUUCAUUACCAGGAGGCGAAGUGGAGGAAGCUGGGAUCCUACGAACACAGACUUCACCUGCAGCCCGGACGGCUGGCCAGACACCUGGAGGUAGACGUGUGGAUUAUUGAACCUCAGGGAAUAAGAUUUGUUCAUGUUCCCGACACAUUUGAAGGUCAUUUCGAUGGUGUUCCAGUCAUAUCUAAAGGACACCAGAAGGCGCAUAUCUCCUUCAGGCCCACAGUAGCACAGCAAAGAAAAUGCUCCAAGUGCUCUGAGACUGCGGUGGAUGGAGAGCUGGUGGUGAUGUAUGAUGUGCACAGAGAAAAGAAGGCUGGUGAACUCGAGGUAUUCAAUGGAUAUUUUGUACACUUCUUUGCUCCUGAAAACCUGCACCCAAUUCCCAAAAACAUCCUCUUUGUUAUUGAUGUUAGUGGCUCGAUGUGGGGAGUUAAAAUGAAACAAACUGUGGAAGCAAUGAAGACCAUAUUGGAUGACCUCAGAGAGGAAGACCAGUUCUCCGUGGUUGAUUUCAACCAGAACGUUCGGACCUGGAAAAAUGAUUUAGUUUCAGCUACUAAAACACAGACUGCUGAUGCAAAGAAGUAUAUUGAGAAAAUCCACCCCAGUGGAGGCACAAAUAUCAACGAAGCACUUCUGCGGGCAAUCUUUAUUUUGAAUGAAGCCAACAACUUGGGAUUGUUGGACCCCAACUCAGUCUCUCUGAUCAUCUUGGUGUCUGAUGGAGAUCCAACAGUAGGUGAGCUAAAAUUGUCAAAUAUUCAAAAAAAUGUGAAGCAGAACAUACAAGAUAAUGUGUCCUUGUUCAGUUUGGGGAUGGGAUUUGACGUUGACUAUGAUUUUUUGAAAAGACUAUCCAAUGAAAACCGUGGAAUUGCUCAAAGGAUUUAUGGAAACCAGGACACAGCUUCCCAGCUCAAGAAAUUCUACAACCAGGUCUCUACACCAUUGCUCCGGAAUGUUCAGUUCAACUAUCCCCAUUCGUCAGUAACAGAUGUCACUCAGAACAGUUUCCAUAAUUAUUUUGGAGGCUCGGAGAUUGUGGUGGCAGGAAAAUUUGACCCUGAUAAGUUGGAGAAAAUCCAGAGCAUUAUCACCGCCACUUCGGCUAACACCGAGUUGGUCUUGGAAACGCUGGCCCAGAUGGAUGACUUGGAGGAUUUUCUAUCAAAAGACAAGCAUGCAGAUCCUGAUUUCACCAGGAAAUUGUGGGCCUAUCUAACAAUCAACCAGCUGCUAGCUGAGCGAAGCCUAGCUCCUACCGCUGCUGCCAAAAAGAAAAUCACAAGAUCAAUCCUGCAGAUGUCUCUAGAUCAUCACAUCGUGACCCCACUCACUGCGAUGGUGAUUGAGAACAAUGCGGGGGAUGAGCGCAUGCUGGCCGACUCCCCACCACCUGACCAAUCCUGCUGUUCAGGUGCCCUAUAUUAUGGCAGCAAAGUUGCUCCAGGUUCCAUCCCAUCCUGGGCCAACCCUUCACCAGCGCCACUGGUGCCAAUGCGUGCAGAAGGAGCCCAGGUGCUGGAGUCCACGCCCCCUCCACAUGUGAUGAGAG